Messenger RNA from Drepanopeziza brunnea f. sp. 'multigermtubi' MB_m1, 1851 nucleotides. RefSeq lists its product as uncharacterized. Gene Ontology annotation, cellular component: peroxisomal membrane. The record is from RefSeq and is a predicted model, not a curated record. Lineage: Eukaryota; Fungi; Ascomycota; Leotiomycetes; Helotiales; Drepanopezizaceae. Gene Ontology annotation, biological process: peroxisome organization.
AUGGGCACAGACACUACGAAGACGGUGACUUCGGCAAUACCCCGGCUUCAUAGAAGCCGAGGUGGUGGGCUUCAGCCUCAUUCCCAUCCAUCAUACCGUCCCAAGAAGCUUUUGCAAACCUCCCAACUGCAACCAGCCAGGAGAAUGAUGCAACAACGCCUCUCGAUAUCAACUGCCUGGUAUCACUUCGGUUCAAUCAGCGGGGGCGAGAAUCCCCAGGACAGACGCCGUACGAGACAUAUUCGAAGAUCUGGCACUGCUGUGCUCAAGCCAGGCAGGCGCCUUGAUCAGCGUUCAAGCUCUAUUGCCCCUCCUGUCCUCGAAACAGUCUGCGAAGUAUCCAAAACCAUGGACGAAUUCACACACGAUGCUUUCGCCAACAGAGAUAGUCCCAUUCCGGUCAUAAGAUUUGAUGCACUGAAUGAUUUGUCCGAGGAGGUCGAUGAUAGGACCGACGACGUGGAAAGCAAGAGGGAUCAAAUCCACAGACAUGGGAAGGAUGUGAAGGAGAAUAUGAAGAAGGUCCAGCAGAAAACAUCCGAGAAAGGAUCAAGUAUGCAGGACCGGCUGCUUGAGAAACUACUCCAGCAAGUAAUCCCAUCCAAGGACCUCUCUUCUUCCCGCGCCGAAGCCUCCUCUACCCAAGGCUUCUCGACCAGACCGUCAUUCUCCCUCCCUGCAAUGUCUGCAAACUUCCGUCGCUUCAAUGCCCGCAUCGGAGUGGUAUUUGUCUUUCAAGCGAAAGUUAUUCGCCUGCUAUCCUGGAACACACCUACCCAUACCCUUUCCUUCCUAGCGAUCUACACCUUCAUAUGUCUAGAUCCCUACCUCCUCACUGUCCUCCCCUUCGCUGUGAUCCUCCUUGCCCUCCUCAUCCCUGCCUUCAUCGCCCGUCAUCCUGCACCACCACCUGCCAUAACCACCUCGUCGCACACCGCAUCUUUCGGUUACAGCGCUUCCGGGCCUCCUCUCGCCCCGGCACCGACCGUGAAGCCAGUAAAAGAGCUUUCCAAAGACUUCUUUCGCAACAUGCGCGACCUCCAAAAUAGUAUGGAAGACUUCUCUCGCGCCCACGACAAACUCAUCGCAAUCCUUACACCACCCACAAACUUCUCCAACGAGCCCCUCUCCUCGACACUCUUCCUCUUCGCCUUCUUCGUAGCACUAACCCUCUUCAUCGCCUCCCACCUCCUUCCCUGGCGCUUCCUUUUCCUAGCCAUAGGUUGGACAAUCACCUGCUCCGGCCACCCCACCAUCCAGCGCCAGCUCGUCACAACGCACAAACAGCACGUGGCACCGCGUGAAAAAGAAGCAAAGUCUUACCUCGAAUCUUGGAUCGCCCGAGACAUAAUCCUCGACUCCGCGCCUGAGACGCGCGAAGUCGAGAUUUUCGAGCUCCAACGACUAUCCUCAGCUGGCGAAUGGGAAAACUGGCUUUUCAGCUCGUCGCCCUACGACCCGCUUAGCGAAACUCGGCUAAGCUCUGACCGCCCCAAAGGCACGCGAUUCUUUGAGGAUGUGCAGCCGCCGCCAGGAUGGGAGUGGAGCGAGAAAAAGUGGGCGCUGGAUUUGUGGUCCAGGGAGUGGGUAGAGGAGCGCAUUAUCACCGGCGUGGAGGUGGAGACGGAGGGGGAGAGGUGGGUGUACGAUAUCCGGUACGAGUAUGAGAAGUCCGCUGCGUUUGGGGAGGAGGGCUGUGGGUUGGGGACGCCGGUGAAUUUGAGUGGCAAUGGGAAGAAGAAAGCGUUGCCUAGUUGGGAGGAGGGGAGUGAUGCUGAGGGCAAGAGAAGAGGGCGGAGAGCUGGACCGAAUUGGCCCAGCUCGCCUGAUGGCACGGGACUUGGUCAAUGA